Molecule: messenger RNA, 2504 nt
Organism: Gastrolobium bilobum
Lineage: Eukaryota; Viridiplantae; Streptophyta; Magnoliopsida; Fabales; Fabaceae
Product: subtilisin-like protease SBT3.9
Exons: 11
Coding region: 116-2455 (779 amino acids)
Biological process (GO): proteolysis
Molecular function (GO): serine-type endopeptidase activity
Source: RefSeq, a predicted model, not a curated record
AAUAGUACCACACACACACAUACACACACACAAUCAAAAAUCUUCAGUAUACUAAGCCAAACUAUCAUUCAAAGAGUGGUAUUAUUUGGUUUUUCAUUCUUGGUUUCGCUCCCUCAUGGCUCUUGCUUGGAAUUUAGCCAUUGCUUUAGUACUUCUUGCCCUGCAACAAUCUUGUUUUUGUGUGGCCUCUACGUCAAGCAAUGUUCAUAUUGUGUAUAUGGGUGACAGAAUCCACCAGAGUGAGCAACACCUAGUUGAAGACUCCCACCUUGACAUACUUUCACAUAUUCUUGGAAGCAAAAGCGCGGCUAAGAAGUCCAUCCUGUAUAGCUAUAAGCAUGGUUUUUCUGGAUUUGCAGCAGUUUUACGUCAGUCUCAAGCUAAGCUUCUUGCAGAUUUCCCAGGAGUUGUCCGUGUGAUUCCAAACAGAAUUCUUAGUCUUCACACAACAAGAAGUUGGGAUUUCUUGAACGUCAAGCAGGAUAUAGUGACUGGUGUUCUUUCUAGGGGUCAAUCUGGAAAAGGCACCAUCAUUGGCAUCCUGGACACUGGUAUUUGGCCCGAGUCUGAGAGCUUUAGAGAAGACCACAUGGAUAAUCCUCCUCCUCGUUGGCGCGGUAUAUGCCAAGUAGGAGAUAACUUUGACCGCUCCCACUGUAAUAGGAAAAUUAUCGGUGCACGCUGGUAUAUCAAAGGGUAUGAAGCUGAAUUUGGUAAACUAAAUUCAAGUGAUGGGGUAGAGUACUUAUCUCCCCGAGACGCAUCAGGACAUGGAACUCACACGGCAUCAACUGCAGCUGGUGCUCUAGUAGAAAAUGCAAGCUUCAUGGGACUAGCUAAAGGAUCAGCAAGAGGUGGUGCUCCAUCAGCUUGGUUAGCUAUCUACAAAAUUUGUUGGUCUACUGGGGGCUGCAGUUCUGCUGACCUUCUUGCAGCAUUUGAUGAUGCAAUAUUUGAUGGAGUAGACAUUAUUUCAGCAUCUCUUGGCUCAUAUCCUCCACUUCCUACUUAUGUUGAGGAUGUUCUUGCCAUUGGUUCCUUCCAUGCUGUAGCUAAAGGAAUCUCUGUAGUAUGCUCUGGUGGCAAUUCUGGCCCAUAUACUCAAACUGUUAUAAAUACUGCCCCAUGGGUUAUUACCGUUGCUGCCAGCACCAUCGACAGGGAAUUUCCAUCUAGAUUUAUCUUGGGAAACAAUCAAACUCUACAGGGUCAGAGUUUAUAUACGGGGAAAGAUUUGAGCAAGUUUUAUCCUAUAGUGUACGGAGAAGACAUAGCAGCUUCGGAUGCAGAUGAAGAAAGUGCAAGAAGCUGCAAUUCUGGAAGCCUCAAUGCCACCUUAGCUAAAGGAAAAGCAAUUCUGUGUUUCCAGUCUCCGUCACAGAGGUCAGCCACUGUUGCUAUAAACACUGUAACGGAAGUUGAGGGUGUUGGUCUCAUAUUUGCUCAGUUUCCCACUAAGGAUGUUACUAUAUCGGGGAGUAAGCCCUCUGCCCAAGUUGACUUCAUAACUGGAACUACAAUUCUAUCAUAUAUGGAAGCAACUAGGAAUCCUGUAAUCAAGUUUAGCAAGACCAAAACAGUUGUUGGGCAACAGAUAUCCCCGGAAGUGGCAUUCUUCUCUUCCCGAGGACCAAGUUCUCUUUCUCCUUCAGUGUUGAAGCCUGACAUUGCUGCUCCUGGAGUUGAUAUUCUGGCGGCAUGGUCACCUGCUUCUUCUGCCCGGGUGCUAUCUGAUGCAAAUCAAGAUGAGUUACCUCCUCUUAACUUCAACAUUGAAUCAGGAACUUCCAUGGCAUGCCCCCACAUAACAGGUAUUUUGGCACUUAUAAAGACUAUCCAUCCAACUUGGAGCCCUGCUGCAAUCAAGUCUGCACUUAUCACAACAGCUUCUGUGAAAAAUGAAUACAAUCAAUAUAUUGGAGCUGAGGGAGCACCACAUAAACAAGCUGACCCAUUUGACUAUGGUGGUGGUCAUGUUGAUCCUAACAAAGUGACAGAUCCUGGUCUUGUAUAUGACUUGGAAACCUCAGAUUACUUUCUUUUCUUAUGUUCUAUGGGCUACAAUGACACUGCCAUAAGUUUAUUAACAGGGUAUCCUACCAAGUGCCGUAAAUCACACAAGUUCCUGUUGAAUAUGAACCUGCCUUCUAUAACUGUUCCCGAGCUUAAGCAAACCUUGACGGUAUCAAGAACAGUCACUAAUGUUGGCCCAAUUAAAUCGGUCUACAUUGCUCGUGUUGUAGCUCCAAUUGGCAUAUCAGUAACAGUUGAGCCAUCAAUCUUAACGUUUAGUUCUAAACGAAAGAAAAUGAAAUUCAAGGUAACGUUUUCUUCGAAGCUACGAGUUCAAAGCAGAUUCUCAUUUGGGUACUUGUUCUGGGAAGAUGGGUUACAUCAAGUGAGGAUACCAUUGGCUGUCCGAUCUAUAGUAGAAGAACUUUAUGCAGAAACAUAAUACCAUAAUUAUUACCUUUGUAACGUAAUGGUAAGAAACAUAUACUCAU